UUGACCUCCAGUACCAAACACAUACAUACACAAAAAAUAAUAGCAUAAAUAAAGUGAAAAGUAAGAUAAUAAAAACUAAAAAUCAUCUUCAAGCUAUCUAAACUGAGGAUCUUAAGAAAAAGUUGAAGAUCAUCUCUGAGGAAACAGUAACUAGUGAGGCUUCUAAGUUUCAAUCUAAUGCUAUUUGGUGAGGUUACUUGUGGCUUGGCUCUCAGAAUGUGCUCUCAGUACUGGAGAUGCUGCUUUCAAUGCAAUAAUAUUUUAGUUUCAGUUGUAUCUGUCCGCUUUCCUCCCUCUAGCUUCGACAGACCAUGGCUAAGUUCCUUCAGGAGCAUCUGGCUCCCAAGGCCCAGGAAAUUGAUCAUAGCAACGAGUUCAAGAACCUGCGAGAGUUUUGGAAACAGCUGGGGAGCCUGGGAGUAUUGGGCAUCACAGUCCCUGUUCAGUAUGGUGGCUCUGGCUUGGGCUACCUGGAACAUGUGCUGGUGAUGGAGGAGAUAUCCCGAGCUUCUGGAGCAGUGGGUCUCAGCUAUGGUGCCCACUCCAACCUGUGCAUCAACCAGAUUGUGCGCAAUGGGAAUGAGACCCAGAAGGAGAAAUACCUCCCCAAACUGAUCAGCGGUGAGUACAUUGGAGCCCUGGCCAUGAGUGAGCCCAAUGCUGGCUCUGAUGUUGUCUCCAUGAAGCUAAAGGCAGAAAAGAAAGGAGAUUACUACAUCCUGAAUGGCAACAAGUUCUGGAUCACCAAUGGCCCCGAUGCUGAUGUUCUCAUUGUCUACGCCAAGACAGAUCUAACUGCUGUGCCAGCCUCUCGGGGCAUCACAGCCUUCAUUGUGGAGAAGGGUAUGCCUGGCUUUAGCACCUCCAAGAAAUUGGACAAGCUGGGCAUGAGGGGUUCUAACACCUGUGAGCUCAUCUUUGAAGACUGUAAGGUUCCUGCAUUUAUCCUGGCAGCUGCCAACAUCCUGGGUCAUGAGAGCAAGGGUGUCUACGUCCUGAUGAGUGGGCUGGACCUGGAGCGCCUGGUGCUAGCCGGCGGGCCCCUGGGGCUCAUGCAGGCAGUCCUUGAUCACACUAUUCCCUACCUGCACGUAAGGGAAGCCUUUGGCCAGAAAAUUGGCCACUUCCAGUUGAUGCAGGGGAAGAUGGCAGACAUGUAUACCCGCCUCAUGGCAUGUCGGCAGUAUGUCUACAACGUUGCCAAGGCCUGUGAUGAGGGCCAUUGCACUGCCAAGGACUGUGCUGGUGUGAUUCUUUACGCAGCUGAGUGCGCCACACAGGUAGCCCUGGAUGGCAUUCAGUGUUUCGGUGGCAAUGGCUAUAUAAAUGACUUUCCCAUGGGCCGCUUUCUUCGAGAUGCUAAGCUGUAUGAGAUCGGGGCUGGGACCAGUGAGGUGAGACGGUUGGUCAUUGGCAGAGCCUUCAACGCAGAUUUCCACUAGCCCCAAGAUCCACCACCCCUUUCUCCCAGCACCUAGAGGCCUUUCUUUGGAAGCAGAGACAUGGUAGCCUCCUGGCUGCCCGAAGCAGGCCCUGCUGCUCCACUUCCCUUCUGGCUACAGCCCUCAAGCCUCUGCUGGAUGGGAAGUCUUCUACACUGGCUGCCAAGCACUGUGGGCUAACCAGCCAGGAAAAGCCUAACAUGGAAUCAGCAGGAAGCAUAUUAUCUUUUCUGAGAGCUUUAGGAGGGCUUUGACUCUGUGCCCUUGCUCUCUGCUCUUCAACUUCAAAGCCUAAUGCUCCCACCUCCUGAAGUGGCCUGGAGAUAUGUAGGUACCCACCCCUUCUUUUAGGUGAGCUUGUGGCAGGGAGCCCUCUCUGUUCAAGUACAGCAGAAUCAUUGCCCCCUUCAUUUACUCAAACUUGUUGGUCUCUUUUCUGGGGAAAAAGAAAAGCCAAAAAUCCAUCCUUGUUUGCUGGCUUCUUGAAUCAUCAGCUCCCAAUCAUUUGGGAACACCUGUGCUACAGAGUCUGCCUGGGGAACAAAAGAGAAUUGUGGAGAAUUAGCUCUUGCUGGCCCCUUUGGCAGCAUCUCUGAGCUGUUCUGUGCUGCUCUGUCACAGAGACCAGUGAGAUCUGGUAAAGUAACCUUCCUCAUCUACUGGGCAGCAGGUGCAGGACUUGCCUAUCCAAGCAGGCCUGGGUUGCCUGGCUCAACUCCAGCAGGGAUUGCCUGUAUACAUUUCUUGAGACACCCUAUGGCUAAUUUGGUUACAACUGCACAGUGGCUGCUGCCAUUUUGUAUUAAACAUAUUGUGAAACAAACCCAUCUGCUCCUAAAUGGUGUUUUGGAGGAAAAACAAUCUACUGCUCCUGACUUCUUUCUGGAUACAGCACAUGUCCUUGGAGAAUGGAUGACCCAAGUCCUAUUCCUUCCCUCCAACCUGCUCCCAGUGAUUUGGUUUUGUGUGUGUGCACGUGUAUGUUUGUUUUGUUUGUGAUGCUAGGGAUUGAACCCAUGCAAGGCAAGUGCUCUACCACUAAGCUACUACCCCAACACUUCAGUGACUUUUUUUUUUUUUAAAGAAAGGAGGGACCCCAGAGUAGUAGGAUCUUGGAACUGUACCUUAUAAAUUUCCGAAAAUCAUCCUUGAGGUAUUUUGUAUUGGGGUUUGUUUGUUUGUUUUGUUUUUAAGAUCAAGAUAAUUUAACUUUUUCAAGGUCAGAACUAGAGCUAAGAUCCAGAUUGCCAGCAGCAACAAUGGGAGUGUUCUGAGAAUUCCAGCCUGGGGCCCUACUACACUACUCAGCAUCCUGGAUGGAACCUGGUCUGAGAGGAAUAGGUCUAUGUUAUUCUACCCCCUCUAAGUUCCCAAAAGAGGAACUGAUUUUCUUGGCCCCCAGCCUGGCAGCACCUGUCCCUGGUAUUUGGUUCUAACCUCCAGAAAAGUGCUGCUUCCAGCCUGGGGCUUGAGAGUGGGUCUAGCAACCCCAGUCUAAUCUUAUCUUGAGGGGAAAAUCCAGGGCUUGUGGCUGUCCCUUAACUUCUGUGUCCUGUAUUGAUGAAUUUAGCUAAAAUGGUUAAUGGUCAUAUAAAAACAGGUAGCUAUAAUAACAAGCCUGAAGACAAUCAAAAUAGCAGAAUGUCAUGUGUAUUCCAGUCAGUGUUGGGUAGAGCCCUGCCAAAUUGAGUGAGUCCCCCAAAUUAGAACCUUAAUCCCAAAGACACAUGUCAAUUGUAUCUAGAGGUGGGACCCUCAUUGGCAUUAGAGGCCUUAUAAGAGGGAGCCCCAUACUAGCAUACUUGAUGUGUCAUGUGAGAACCUCCACCAUGUUUCAAUGCAGCAAGAAGGCCCUCACCAGAUGUCAGUGCCAUGCUCUUGGACUUCUGGCCUCCAGAACAGUGAGCUAGAUAAAGCUCUCUAAAUUACCCCAUCAGUGGCAUUCAGUUAUAGCAUCAGAAAACCAAGACAGAAAGAAUGCAAUUGUUCUCCUGAUCCUUUAUGCGAAAUGAGGAAUGUUUAAAAAAAAAAAAAAAAGCAUA
Messenger RNA from Ictidomys tridecemlineatus (thirteen-lined ground squirrel), 3484 nucleotides. The record is from RefSeq and is a predicted model, not a curated record. NCBI's taxonomy places the organism in Eukaryota, Metazoa, Chordata, Mammalia, Rodentia, Sciuridae.